UGAUUACAUUGGACACUGAUGUUUGUAAAAAAAAAAAUUCAAUGACUAAUAAUAUUUCAGUAAUUUAUAUUCCUUAUGACAACGUAUAACGAUAUAUAUACACUCUCAGUUUUUAAGAUCAACAUCACAUUUCAGUGACAGUUGCUGGACGGACUGACAAACUUUAUGGCUGUCAAAAUGCUGAAGAUUUCACAAUUUUGUGUCAUUAUACACUGAUACAUACAGGAAAUUAAUAAUGAUAAUAUUUUGACUGAAGAUAGAGUUUUAAUUUCGAAAGUUCUUGAUUUCAUGAGAUAGAUCGUAGUGACACUAGUUAAGAAAAAUGGCUGCGGUAACGGCAUCAAGACGGCAUCGGAUGUCACUCACUGAUGAUAAACUUCUUGAGGCCAUUGGUAUACAGGAAAUAACGGUGAAAGGGAAAAGUGAAGAAGAGGUUGAAGAAGAAUAUAAUGACAAGUUUUCUGGUAAAGCAACAAAAGGCCAAGAUAUAAAGUUCUUUAUACCAGAUAAAGAAUUUUUUACCCCGAUGGGGAAGUCGAAGAGAGGUGACUGGUUAGCAGAACACGAAGAAUCAGGACAGACUUACAAACAGUUUAUUACAGGUGAGUACCGGGGCCCAGACAAGAUUCAUCACACCAUUUAUCUUGCACCAGUGACAUUUAAAGAAGACGCAUUACCUGAGCAGGUCCUGCAACCUCUGAAAACUUUUGCAGAAAUAUUCUUCGGAAUGAAGGUUAACUGCAUGGAAGAGCGUAACUUAGUUGGUAAAGUGUCAGAUAGAUUUAAGAAUGAUAUCUUUCAAGUUAAAGCGAGUCAGAUCCUGGAUAGACUUGAUGAAAAAGUGCCAAAAGAUGCAUUCUGUGUAGCUGGGAUAACAAUGUGCGAUUUGUAUCCAAAAAAGGAAUGGAACUUUGUAUUUGGAUUAGCACGUUCACCUGGAUGUACAGGUGUAUACUCAUUGGCCAGAUACCUUUCAAAUUUUGGAGAAAGUACAUAUACACACAUAAAUUUAGACAGUGAUCCAAUACCUACAAUCUUAGUCAGGGCUUGCAAGACUAUGUGCCAUGAAAUGGGUCACAUGUUUGGACUGCGUCACUGUACUCACUUUCAUUGUCUCAUGAAUGGUUCCAAUCAUUUAAAGGAGUCUGAUUCCCAGCCCAGCUUCCUGUGUCCUAUCUGCUUGAGAAAGUUACAUCAUGUGUGUAAGUUUGAUAUCAUACAGCGCUACAAGGACAUGAAGGACUUUUGGUCAGAGCAGGGUUUGAAGUCGCAAGCAGACUGGUUGGAAAGGAGGUUAAAUAAACUGUUAUCUUGAGUUUUCCUGGAACAAAUUUGGGAACCAGUCUUAGAAUGCAACAUCACCAUUGGUUACUUUCAAGAUAGUGCUCAAAGGUUACAAGUCUGAUUAUAAAAUGUUGAGACUGGUUCCCAAACUCUACUUUAUAAACUGAGACACUUGUUUCUUUUGUGCAUCAGUUUGGAAACAGCAAGUUUUUUUCCUUUUUACUGCUUUUCAUGUUUCCUUAAUUGUGCAUUUAUGUUCCAUUAGCACAUCUGUCAUUGAAUUGAGAUUCAGAUAGCAAUUAUGGUUACGGAUGAAAGGGAUACCAAAGAAAAGUUACCGUUAUUGAAUUUACUCAAUAAUAAGAUCAGUGACUGUUAGUUCAUCUAUACUUUUUAGCCCACCCGAGUAUGAAGUGCUAAUGAUGACGUUUUAAACUUUGCUGGAUGUUAGUUGUCUGUCCAUAUUUUCUUAAAAGAAUAUCUCUUCCCUAACCACUGACCUAAUUUCAACCAGAUUUCACAGGAAUGUUCCUUGGCUAUCAACUUUCAGAAUCAUUCCUUCAGAUAUAUCUCAUCCUUGCAUGGCAACCAAAGAAAAAAACUCCUUUAAAAAAAACACUGCUUGCAUGAUUUUGAAAUAAUUUCACAGAAAUAUUCCUAGGGUGAUACCAAUUUCUUUAAAUUCAUUCUGUAUUUAGCUCACCUGUCACGUAGUGACAGGGUGAGGUUUUGUGGCUCUUCGUCCGUCGUCCGUCCACAAUUUCCUUGUGAACACGAUAUAGACCACAUUUUUAGCUCGACUAUUCGAAGAAUAGGGGAGCUAUCCUACUCGCCCCGGCGUCGGUGUGAGCGUUAGCGUGAGCGUGAGCGUCACACAAAUGUUAAAGUUUGCGUACCACCCAAAUAUUUUCAAAGUCCAUCGAGAUAUUGCUUUCAUAUUUUGUAUACUUGUUUACCAUCAGGACCCCAGUCUGUAAAAAGGAGGAGGCAACUCUAUCAAGCAUUUUGACUGAAUUAUGGCCCCUUUUCGACUUAGAAUAAAUGUUAAGGUUUGCGUACCACCCCAAAUAUUUUCAAAGUCCAUUGAGAUAUUGCUUUCAUAUUUUGCAUACUUGUUUACCAUCAUGACCCCAGUCUGUAAAAAGGGAGGAGGCAACUCUAUCAAGCAUUUUGACUGAAUUAUGGCCCCUUUUCGACUUAGAAUAAAUGUUAGUUUGCAUACCACCCAAAAUAUUUUCAAAGUCCAUUGAGAUAUUGCUUUCAUAUUUUGCAUACUUGUUCACCAUCAUGACCCCAGUCUGUAAAAAGGAGGAGGCAACUCUGUCAAGCAUUUUGGCUGAAUUAUGGCCCCUUUUCUACUUAGAAUAAAUGUUAAAGUUUGCAUACCACCCAAAAUAUUUUCAAAGUCUAUCGAGAUAUUGCUUUCAUAUUUUGCAUACUUGUUUACCAUCUGACCCCAGUUUGUAAAAAGGAGGAGGCAACUCUAUCGAGCAUUUUGACUGAAUUAUGGCCCCUUUUCGACUUAGAAUAAAUGUUAAAGUUUGCGUACUACCCCAAAUAUUUUCAAAGUCCAUUGAUAUAUUGCUUUCAUAUUUUGCAUACUUGUUUACCAUCAUGACCCCAGUCUGUAAAAAGGAGGCAACUCUAUCAAGCAUUUUGACUGAAUUAUGGCCCCUUUUCGACUUAGAAUAAAUGUUAAAGUUUGCAUACUACCCAAAAUAUUUUCAAAGUCCAUUGAGAUAUUGCUUUCAUAUUUUGCAUACUUGUUUACCAUCAUGACACCAGUCUGUAAAAAGGAGGAGGCAAAUCUAUCAAGCAUUUUGACUGACUAAAGUUUUACCAUUUGCUUAUAUUAUACUAUCAAGCACUGAGAAUAGUCGAGCGCGCUGUCCACUGACAGCUCUUGUUUGUUUUGUAUUUAAUUGUAUGACUCCAAAGUUUUUUAUGCUGAUUCAUUCGCAUAAUUUGAAAGUAUUUUAGCUAACAACCAUUUUUUUGUAUUAUGUUUUAUUUUUGGUUGCACCAGUCAUUUGUUUCAUAGUCAUUUUUCCAGACUUUGUAAAUUAGCACUUACAAAUAUCAGUAAACAAUUAGUUUCAUAUUUCAUUGUGGUGGACCAGGAAUUUUAAAUAGAUAAUAAUUGUGUCUCAGCAUCAUACCAUAUUUCAUCAUGUAUAAACUAUAUUGUUUAUACUAUCCUCAUUGUGCUAAUUUUAAGCUUUUCUCAGUAUUUGUGAUACAUUUUUCUGACCAAGAUGUUUCAAGUAAAUCAUGUAUAAUAUUUUCAGCAAGCCAGACAAUACUUUUCUUAGUGCUGAAAGAAACUUGUCUUACACCCCGGGGAGUGGGGUCAGAUGAGUAGCAUGCUGUAAUUUACGAAUGCAUGCAUAAAUUCAUAUGCUACUACAAUAAAAUAGUGCUUGUGAUUGUCCUGUGACCGUCGUCCGUCAUCAACAAUUUGACUGUUAACACUCUAGAGGUCACAUUAUGUAAAUGAAUAUACCUCCGCAUCAUCUAAUGAGAUUGGUUUUAAAUGUUAUUUAAGUCUUCCAGGGUAGUACAGAAAUGCAGCAUUUGAGCCUAGGACCCUCAAACUUGUUAUGGAGAUUGGCCCUGACUAGUACGUGAUCCAAAAAGGGACUGUUACAAGAAAAUAUUUUUCCUGAUGAUAUUUAAUGUGUAUGCCUAUGUGAUCUAUGUCAAAACUUGAUCUUAUCAUUAAGAACAAUGGUACUCAGGUGAGCAAUAUAGGGCCAUCAUGGCCCUCUUGUCUUGAACAAGAGAUCACAGAGUGAUCUUGGCGCCCACCAAUGUGCCAUUUUUGAGUGUUCCAAAUUUCAAGACUUAUUGACUACCUCAAGGUCAAAUUUCAUUUCCGUACACAACACUGUGCAUGUGGUCCAAAUUAGAAAGCUGUAGCUUGAGAAAUGUGAAAGUAGGUCACUAGGUCAAUGUCAAGGUCAAAGUUUGUUUCGGUACACAAUCCUAUGCAUGUGGUCUAAAUUUGAAGCCUGUAGCUACAGAAAUGUGAAAGUAUGUCACUAGGUCAAUCUUAAGGUCAAAGUUCAUUUUGGUACACAAAACUAUGCAAGUGGUCCAAAUUCGAAGGCUGUAGCUUAGCUUGAGAAAUGUACAAGUAGGUCACUAGGUCAAAAUCAAGGUCAAAUUCUAUUUCGGAAUACAAAACUAUGCAUGUGGUCCAAAUUUGAAGCCUGUACCUUAAAAAUGUGAAAGUAGGUCACUAGCUCAAUGUAAAGGUCAAAGUUCAUUUCGGUACAAAAAACUAUGCAAGUGGUCCAAAUUUGAAGGCUGUAGCUUGAGAAAUGUAAAAGUAGGUCACUAGGUCAAAAUCAUGGUCAAAUUCUAUUUCGGAAUACAAAACUAUGCAUGUGGUCCAAAUUUGAAGCCUGUACCUUAAAAAGGUGAAAGUAGGUCACUAGGUCAAUGUGAAGGUCAAAGUUUUUUUGGGUACACAAAACUAUGUAUGUGGUCCAAAUUUGAAGGCUGUAGCUUGAGAAAUGUGAAAGUAGGUCACUAGGUCAAAAUCAAUGUCAAAUUUCAUUUUGAAACACGGAACUAUGCAUAUGGUCCAAAUUUGACGCCUGUACCUUCAAAAAUGUGAAAGUAGGUCACUAGGUCAAAAUCAAGGUCAACGUUUUUUCCAGUGCAUAAAACUAUGCAUGUGGUCCAAAUUUGAAGGCUGUAGCUACAGAAAUGUGAAAGUAGGUCACUAGGUCAAAAUCAAGGUCAACUCAUGUCAAGGUUCAUCUUGCCACUCAAAAAUAUACAUGUGGUCCAAAUUUGAAGGCUGUAGCUACAGAAAUGUGAAAGUAGGUCACUAGGUCAAAAUCAAGAUCAACUCAUGUCAAGGUUCAUCUUGCCACUCAAAAAUAUACAUGUGGUCCAAAUUUGAAUGUUGUAGUUAUUGACAAGAACAUUUUAAAAAGCUUUUCCCUAUAUAAGUCUAUAUGAACCAUGUGACCCCCGGGGCGGGGCCAUUUUUGACCCUAGGGCGAUAAUUUGAACAAACUUGGCAGAGAACCACUAGAUGAUGCUACAUUACAAGUAUCAAAGCCUUAGGCUUUGUGGUUUGGACAAGAAGAUUUUCAAAGUUUUUCCUUAUGUAAGUCUAUGUAAACCAUAUGACCCCCAGGACGGGGCCAUAUUUGACCCUAGGAGUAUAAUAUGAACAAUCUUAGUUGAAGACCACUAGAUGAUGUCACAUACAAAAUAUCAAAGCCCUAGGCCCUGUGGUUUUGGACAAGGGGUUAUUCAAAGUUUUUCCCUAUAUAAGUCAUUAUAAACUAUGUGACCCCCAGGGCGGGGCCAUAUUUGACCCCAGAGAAAUAAUUUGAAUCCUCUUGGUAGAGGACCACUAGAUGAUGCUUCAAACCAAAUAUCAAAGCCCUAGGCUCUGUGGUUUUGGAUAAGAAGGUUUUCAAAGUUUUCCCUAUAUAAAUCUAUGUAAAAUAUAGAAAUAAACAAAGGGCCAUAACUCACUCAUAAAUUAUUGAACCAGUCUGAUUUUCUGGGGGACACAACUAGGGUACCAAUACAUCAUUCUGACAAAGUUUGGUCAAAAUCCCCCCAGUAGUUUCUGAGGAGAUGCGAUAACGAGAAAUUGUUAACGGACGGACGGAAUGACGGACGGACGGACCACGGACGCAGAGUGAUUUUAAUAGCCCGCCAUCUGUUGAUGGUGGGCUAAAAAUAUGGCCACCAGGGGGCAGGGCUAGUUUUCCUUUAAUAUAUGGCUGAUGGAAUAGUUGAGAAAAUCUCCUCAGAAAAUGCUGACUCAAUUUCAAAAGAUAACUUCCCUACCCUAGAUGGUUGAACUUACUUUUCAUUCAAUCUUUUGAAAACAUUUUUGUUGCCAGACAAGUUAGCUAUGUCAAUGGCCUUGAAUAGUUUUUGUCACAGGUCAUAUAUUGGACUUUUUCUAUACCAGUUUAUUUACCUAUUACAGGUAUUGUGAGUUGUUGUUGUAACAAAUGAAAACACACCUGUUAAGAGAUCAUUACUAACUUGAUAAUCGUAAUACAUAUACAUGUACAUUUAGUGCCAAUGUUCUUAUGCAUUUACUCUAAGCUGUAACACAGCAUAAACCAUGACACAGCAAGAGAUUAACUUUUUUUUUGUCUUUGCAAUACAACCAUUUACAUGCAGCUUGAUGUAUAGAAAAACAAAUUGCAUUUUAUUUUUUUGUCUGUUUAUUUUUUGUUUUUGUCAAUGUUUAUAUUAUAUUUUUUGAGGAAAAAAUGUUAUAUAAUCUUUUACAAUAAACAUGUACACAAUUUGA
Messenger RNA from Mercenaria mercenaria, 6583 nucleotides. Its product is annotated as archaemetzincin-2-like. Gene Ontology annotation, molecular function: metallopeptidase activity. Gene Ontology annotation, biological process: proteolysis. The record is from RefSeq and is a predicted model, not a curated record. The transcript is spliced from 5 exons. Lineage: Eukaryota; Metazoa; Mollusca; Bivalvia; Venerida; Veneridae. The coding region runs from base 323 to 1315 and encodes 330 amino acids.